AUGAGCUCCUCCAAUCAGAUCUUUCUGCUGCUUUGGAAGAACUGGACGCUCAGGAAGAGACAAAAGCUCCGUUUUCUCGUGGAACUCGUCUGGCCCCUCUCACUGUUCUUUGUUUUGGUUUGGUUACGGAAAUCAAACCCACUCUACCAACAACAUGAAUGCCAUUUUCCGAAUAAAGCGAUGCCCUCUGCAGGGAUGUUGCCAUGGUUACAGGGAAUUUUCUGUAAUCUGAACAACCCCUGUUUCCGCUACCCUACACACGGAGAAUCUCCUGGUUUGGUUUCAAACUACAAUAACUCCAUACUUGCUCGAGUAUAUGCAGAUGUUCAGGAGCUGCUGUUUGAUAAGCCCGAAAUCUAUAAGCUAAGGAAGAUCUGGGAUGAUGUGUGUUUUCUGUCAGACUUCAUGGAUGUACUCAGAACUAAUCCGAGAAAAGUUGCAGGAAGAGGUAUUCGAAUCAGGGAUAUUCUGAAGGAUGACGAAGUCCUGACCUCCUUUUUACUCAAGGAAAUUGAACUCUCGGACUCUGUCGUUUAUCAGUUGAUCAAUGCCCAAGUGCGGCCUGAACAGUUUGCUUAUGGAGUUCCAGACCUAGCCCUCAAGGACAUAGCAUGCAGCCAAUUUCUGCUGGAUCGUUUCCUCAUUUUCUUGAGUCACCGAGGACUGCGUACUGUCCUGAAUGGAAUUUGUGUGCUUUCCCAACAACGGCUCCAGAGAAUGGAAGAUGCACUUUAUGCAAACGUGGAUUUCUUUAAACUCUUCAAAAUGCUUCCAAGAGUACUAAACCAUUAUUCAGAAGGAAUAGAUCUGCAUUUUUGGGUGAGAAUUAUGAAUGAUGCAUCACCCAUAUUAGAGGAGUUUAUCACAAAGGACAGCGUUCAAGGUUUGCUCCGAGUGAUUUACCCAUUCUUUACUGAAGAUGGACCAGCCACAUUCAGUCAGUUGAUGGAACUAUUAUCAAAUCUGUUCUGUGGGUAUCCUGAAAAUGGAGGCUCUCGUGUUUUCUCUUUUAACUGGUAUGAAGACAACAAUUACAAGGCUUUUCUUGGAAUCAACAACACAAAGAAAGAGUCAAAGUAUGCUUAUGAUUACACAACCACUCCGUUCUGUAAUGCACUAAAUCAAAACAUGGAGUCCAACCCUACAACCAAGAUUGUGUGGAAUGUGAUGAAACCACUACUGAUGGGAAAGAUUCUGUUCGCCCCAGAUUCCCCUGCAACCCAACAGCUGAUAAAAAAUGCUAAUGUCACUUUUGAGGAGCUACACAGACUUAAAAGGAUUGGAAAGAUUUGGGAUGAGGUGAAGCCUCAGCUGUGGAACUUCUUCCAAAACAGUGUACAAAUGAACAUAAUACGUGACUCAAUAAAAAACCCCACCGUAUCGUUUUUCAUAAACAGGCAACUGGAAGACAUAGACUUGACUGCUAAUGACAUUCUAAACUUCCUACACAAUAGACAAUCUAUCGAACAAGCAGAAGACAUUCCAAACUUUAGCUGGCAAAAUAUUUUUAAUAUAACAGAUCAACUCUUAAGCAUAUUCAAUAAUUACAUGGAGUGUUUAAACCUGGAUAAAUUUGAAGGCCUUUCUGACGAAGGGCAGCUCACCCACCGGGCACUUUACUUGUUGGAGGAAAACAAGUUUUGGGCUGGGAUUGUGUUUACGGACUUAUACCCCUGGUCGAACAAGCUUCCAACUCACGUGAAGUAUAAAAUCCGAAUGGACAUUGAUGCAGUGGAACGAACAAAUAAAAUAAAAGACAGGUAUUGGGACCCAGGUCCGCGAGCUGACCCAGUAGAGGAUAUGCGCUACAUCUGGGGCGGUUUUGCUUAUUUACAAGAUAUGAUUGAACACGGAAUUAUCAGGACUCACACCAACAUUGAGGUGCCAUCGGGAAUUUAUGUCCAACAGAUGCCGUAUCCCUGCUUUGUUGAUGACAUCUUCAUGCUAGCGUUAACCCGUUGCUUCCCAAUUUUUAUGGUGCUCUCCUGGAUCUACUCCGUCUCCAUGAUUGUGAAGAGUAUUGUGCUUGAGAAGGAGCUGAGGUUGAAAGAAACCCUGAAAAUCAUGGGAGUCAGUAAUUGGGUGCAUUGGGUCGCAUGGUUCAUCGACAGCUUCGCCAUGAUGGCAGCCAGUACAGUGCUGGCAUCCAUAGUGAUUAUGAGAGGAAACGUGCUUCACUACAGCAAUUCUUUCCUUCUUUUUGUGUUUCUCCUGGUGUUCACUGUGGCCACAAUUAUGCAGUGCUUUUUGAUGAGUGUUUUCUUCUCCAAGGCCAAUCUAGCAGCUGCUUGCAGUGGGAUCAUUUACUUCACCCUCUAUCUGCCUCACCUUCUCUGCUAUGCUUGGCAGGACCGUAUGACCAAAAAUAUGAAAUUGGCAGCGAGUUUGUUAUCUCCAGUGGCAUUUGGCUUUGGCACGGAGUACCUAUCCCGUUAUGAGGAGCAGGGUCGUGGACUUCAGUGGGAUAAUAUCCGUGCCAGCCCUAUAGAAGGAGAUGAGUAUAAUCUGCUGCUAUCCAUCAAGAUGAUGCUGUUUGAUGCCUUUUUGUAUGGAGUUCUUGCCUGGUAUCUUGAUGCUGUGUUUCCAGGCCAACACGGAAUACCAUCUCCAUGGUAUUUUCCACUGCAGUCCUUGUACUGGUUUGGCGCUGAAAAAUCACAACCUGCCACAGACGACAAAAAGGAAGUUAAAGACAGUGCAGAAUAUGAGGAAACGAAGGAGGAGAAAGCAGACAAAUCUAGUGAGGAAACAGAAGACAAACCAAAAGAGAAAGCAGCAGAACAACCUGGAGAACAAGCAAGCAAACCAACAGAAGAAGAUGCGGAGAAAUCAGGAAAGCAGCUGGUAGCUGAUGACAAACCAAAGGACAACAAAAAAAUAUGUAAACUGAAGGAGAAGGAAAUGCAAGAGAAAGAGAGGCUGGAGAAAGAGAAACAGAAAAAAGAGAGGCUAGAGAAAGAGAAACAAGAAAAGGAGAGGCUGGAGAAAGAGAAACAAGAAAAGGAGAGGCUGGAGAAGGAAAAGCAGGAGAAAGAGAAGAAAGAGAAAGAGAAACAAGAAAGAAACCCCUUUUACGAGAAGGAGCCAUCAAAUCUGACUCUGGGAGUCUCUAUUCAGAACCUAGUGAAGGUUUUUACAGAGGGGCAGAAGCCAGCUGUGGAUGGACUGAACAUUAACUUCUUUGAAGGGCAGAUCACUUCCUUUUUGGGUCACAAUGGAGCUGGAAAGACAACAACAAUGUCAAUGCUGAUAGGCUUAUUUCCACCUACAUCAGGGACUGCAGUCAUUAACGGCAAAGAUAUCCGCACAGAUAUUGAUGCAAUUCGACAGGAAAUUGGUGUGUGCCCCCAGCACAAUAUUUUAUUUAACAACCUAACGGUGGCAGAGCAUAUUUUAUUCUACACUCAACUAAAAGGCCAUACAGUGGAAGAGGCAGAGAAGCAGACAGAAGUAAUGUUGGAUGAGAUUGGACUUCCUCACAAGAGAGAUGAGCUGGCUCAAAAUUUAUCCGGUGGGAUGCAGCGCAAACUAUCAGUAGCCUUAGCAUUCAUCGGAGCAGCUAAAGUAAUCGUUUUGGAUGAGCCAACAUCUGGAGUAGAUCCUUAUUCCAGACGAUCCAUCUGGGAUCUCUUACUGAAGUACCGUGCAGGAAGAACCAUCAUUCUCUCCACUCACCAUAUGGAUGAAGCAGAUCUUCUUGGCGACCGGAUCGCAAUCAUUUCUCAGGGAAAGCUGCAGUGUUGUGGCUCCUCUUUGUUCCUGAAGAACUGCUUUGGUUCUGGUUUCUAUCUGACCCUGGUUCGCAGGAUGAAGAAGGCACAACGAAGGAAACAAGGUGCUAUGCCAACAUGCACCUGUGGAACAGGCUGUCGCUGCUCCUGCUCCAACUGUUCUCCUAUUGAUGAAACCCUACCAGAAGAGGAACUAGACGGUGAUGUAGAUACAUUGACAAAUCUCAUCAAACAUCAUGUUCCUGAUGCCAAGUUGAUGGAAAAUGUUGGUCAAGAGCUUUACUACCUGCUGCCCAGUAAAGAUUUCAAACAUAGGGCCUACGCUAGCUUGUUCCGGGAAAUCGAGGAGACUCUGCAAGAUUUAGGCCUCAGCAGCUUUGGGGUGUCUGACACUUCACUGGAGGAAAUAUUUCUAAAGGCAACUGAAGAUCCCAUGCCUGCAACAGCAUCUAAAGAGGCUUCUCAGAAUGGACAGGCAGCAGAGAAAGGCCAAAGUGUUGAAAGAAAAGCAUCAGCCUCUGAGGUGAAACCAAACGGCGACGCGGUGACAGAAGGUACAGAUCCAGCUUCUGCAGGGUCUCCUGCCCCCGCUACCACCAACCCCCAACCAGGUGGAUAUGAUGGCAAAGGCUCCAGGCAGAUCCAAGGUUCAGACCUGGUCAAACAGCAGUUCAAAGCAUUGUUUAUCAAGAGAUUCAACCACGCUAUUCGCAGUCAGAAGGAUUUCUUGGCCCAGUUUCUCCUGCCUGCGAACUUUGUGCUGUUAGCUUUGAUCUUCUCACUCAUAAUCCCACCAUUUGGGGAAUAUCAAAGUUUAACCAUUCACCAGUGGAUGUAUGGCAAACAGUACACUUUCUUCAGCAACGAACGUCCAUGGAAUAAGAAGAUGGAUCAGUUGACAGAGGCGCUGGUGAAUAAGCCUGGAUUUGGGACUCGGUGCAUGAGGGAGAAUCCCAUUGUAGGUUAUCCCUGCAGUAAUCAAUCGUCUGAUUGGAAGAUUCCAAAAAGUGACCCCACGAUUGUCAACGUGCUGCAGUCCCCAUUCUAUUCCAAAAGCAACCCUUCACCAUCCUGCCAGUGCAGUACAGGAAAUCGAUUGAUUAUGCUCCCAGACUGCCCUGCAGCAGCUGGUGGUCUUCCUCCAGCACAGAGAGUCCAACACACAACUGACAUCCUGCAAAAUCUCACCCAAAGAAAUAUAUCAGACUUCCUGGUCAAAACAUACUCGAAACUAAUAAAAAGCAGCAUGAAGAGCAAGUACUGGGUCAAUGAACAAAGGUACGGUGGGAUUUCAGUCGGGGGAAAGCUUCCAGUUUUACACGUCGACCAUAAACAGAUCGAUGUCCUUUUUACCAAUUUGGGUCGUAUGUUCAAUGUCACUGGGGGCAAUAAUACACAGAUGACGUUUAGAAGUCUGAAUGUUUUCCUGAAGCAUUUGGAGACUGAAGAUAACGUCAAGGUGUGGUUCAACAACAAAGGCUGGCAUGCCAUAGUGGCAUUUAUGAAUGUUGCCAACAAUGCAAUUCUGCGAGCAAACCUACCCGAACAUCAUUACGCAGAAGACUACGGCAUAACUGUUAUAAACCAUCCACUCAACCUCACAAAGGAGCAGCUUUCAGAAGUUACUGUUCUUACUACCUCAUUGGAUGCAGUGAUUUCAAUCAGUGUUGUCUUCGCCAUGUCUUUUGUCCCAGCCAGCUUUGUGCUUUACCUCAUUCAGGAGAGAGUUUCAAAUGCUAAGCAUCUUCAAUUUGUCAGUGGAACGAGCCAUACUACUUACUGGGUGUCGAAUUUUCUCUGGGAUAUGUGUAACUAUUCAGUAACCACAGUGAUGGUAGUCUUGAUCUUUAUUGGCUUCAAUAAGAAAGCUUACACUUCUCCUCAAAACCUGCCUGCAUUCAUAGCUUUGUUGCUGUUCUAUGGAUGGGCAGUGACUCCCAUGAUGUACCCAGCAUCUUUUGUCUUCAGUGUUCCUAGCACAGCCUACGUGGCUCUGUCCUGCAUCAAUCUCUUCAUUGGUAUCAAUGGCAGCGCUGCCACUUUCAUUCUUGAGCUGUUUGAAAAUAAUAGGGCGUUGCAAAUGUUUAAUAAAAUAUUGAAAAAUAUUCUAAUCAUAUUUCCACACUUUUGUCUGGGAAGAGGUUUGAUCGAUAUGGCCAUGAAUCAAGCAGUGACUGAUGUAUAUGCUAGGUUUGGUGAAGAUUUUUAUUUUAGUCCAUUCCAUUGGGAGUUUGUUGGCAAGAACCUCACAGCCAUGGCAGUGGAAGGAGUAGUCUACUUCCUUUUAAAUCUCAUUAUCCAACACCGCUUCUUCCUCACCAACCUCACCUACGCUGAAUAUCUUCCUACUUGUUACAGGCCACCAAUCCUCAGCAACUUACCUGCCAUUGAAGAGGAUGAUGAUGUAGCUAAGGAACGCGAAAGAAUUCGGGGUACAGGCAAGCACGACAUUCUGAAAAUAAAGGAACUGACCAAAUAUUAUUCAGGGAGAAACAGACCAGCUGUGGAUAGAAUCAGUGUUGGUGUGCGCCCAGGAGAGUGCUUUGGGCUGUUGGGUGUCAAUGGUGCUGGAAAGACGACUACAUUCAAAAUGCUGACAGGUGAUAUAGAUCCGACCUCAGGUGAAGCUUCAGUAGCAGGCUACAGCAUUUUUACCCAUAUUGACGAUGUCCACCAGAACAUGGGAUACUGCCCUCAGUUUGAUGCUAUCGAUGACUUCCUGACAGGCCGUGAACACCUUUUACUGUACGCAAGGCUGCGCGGUAUUCCAGAGGAUGAGAUUGAACAGGUUGCCAACUGGGGGAUUGAAAAGCUGGAUCUGGCAGAGUAUGCUGAUCAGACAGCUGGCACGUACAGCGGAGGGAACAAGCGUAAACUCUCCACAGCCAUCGCCCUCAUCGGCUGCCCUCCUGUUGUCUUGCUGGAUGAACCAACCACAGGGAUGGAUCCAAAAUCUCGCAGGUUCCUCUGGAAUUGUCUCCUCAGUGUUAUCCGAGAAGGAAGAGCUGUCGUGUUGACCUCACACAGUAUGGAAGAAUGUGAAGCUCUCUGCACAAGACUGGCCAUCAUGGUGAACGGGCAGUUCAAGUGCCUGGGUACCAUACAGCACCUCAAGUACAAGUUUGGUGAUGGCUACGUGGUGACUUUGAAGAUUAAAGGCACUCAGCCUGGAGCUUCACCUGACCUGAAUCCAGCUGAGGAAUUCUUCAAAAGCAACUUCCCUGACAGCUUGCAAAUAGAGAAACAUCACAACAUGAUACAGUAUCAGCUGUCUUCAUCAUCAUUAUCCAAAAUCUUCCAGUUACUCAUCUCCAACAAAGAGCAGUUGAAGAUAGAUGAAUACUCAGUCUCACAAACAACUUUAGACCAGCUUGCUACCACUAUCCACAAGCAUGCACUACAGUGA
Molecule: messenger RNA, 7137 nt
Organism: Rhincodon typus (whale shark)
Lineage: Eukaryota; Metazoa; Chordata; Chondrichthyes; Orectolobiformes; Rhincodontidae
Gene: abca4b
Product: ATP-binding cassette, sub-family A (ABC1), member 4b
Exons: 49
Coding region: 1-7137 (2378 amino acids)
Biological process (GO): transmembrane transport; lipid transport
Cellular component (GO): intracellular membrane-bounded organelle; membrane
Molecular function (GO): lipid carrier activity; ABC-type transporter activity; ATP hydrolysis activity
Source: RefSeq, a predicted model, not a curated record